This is a messenger RNA of Perkinsus marinus ATCC 50983, 711 nucleotides long. RefSeq lists its product as hypothetical. The transcript has 2 exons. NCBI's taxonomy places the organism in Eukaryota, Perkinsozoa, Perkinsida, Perkinsidae. The record is from RefSeq and is a predicted model, not a curated record. The coding region runs from base 1 to 711 and encodes 236 amino acids.
AUGUUGACCCACUUCAUCGUCAUUCUCCCCCUCCUCCUUACAGUAGACGGCAAGCAGCAGUUCAAACAAGUGCUAUGCGAUAUCAACCUCGAGCAAGACGGCAAAGUCUUCGAUGAAACCAUAUGCUUGGUUAAAGAUUCCGAGGAUCGCCGCAGUAUACUCCUAAUCGAAGGCCUCAGCAAAUCGACCCCACCCACUGGCAAAGUCUUCAACGUCGAGGCUGAGAAGCCCGGUCGUGGUGGCAAGAACUCCAGGAAGCUCACUAUCACGACCCCUGUUGAAAGCAAAGAUCUUAUGUAUCAUGGUCAAAGAUUCAAAACAAGCCCACUGUUUGUCAACGGCGACUCAUACUUCAAGAGCUUGACUUUGUCUUCUUACGGAAGAUCCGACGACCACGUGCAUGUUGUCUCUCUGACUCCAAUUCGUCCCGGCGACCAAAGGGUAGAAAGAUGCGACCGCUUUAUCUCGACCGACGGGACUGUCAGACUGGAGGCAUAUCACAACGUGGCCUACUUCGAGUGGCGCAUUAGCUAUCUCCUGCAAGGUGUCUGGAGUAAAGCCUCUAAGCUGAAGGUUAAGGACUACAUCCUUAAAAGCGAGUUGAGCACCUUUAAGGGCACCUUUUAUGACCUUCACCCAGGUCACGAGGAACACAUCGUAAUGUUGGCAACCCAUAACGAUAAGACGAUCCUGCUGUUUAAAGAGGAGUAG